Messenger RNA from Ruditapes philippinarum (Manila clam), 606 nucleotides. RefSeq names its product perlucin-like. Gene Ontology annotation, molecular function: signaling receptor activity. The record is from RefSeq and is a predicted model, not a curated record. NCBI's taxonomy places the organism in Eukaryota, Metazoa, Mollusca, Bivalvia, Venerida, Veneridae.
AGUGUGACAAUGGUUGGUUGAAGUUUGGUGAUAGAUGUUACUUCUUCAAUUCAAACCCCUUGACAUGGGAUCAAGCAAUGGCGGCGUGCAAUCUUUUGAGAUCGAACCUUCUCAAAAUCGAAAAUUCGGCUGAAAAUGAUUUUGUGAGAACGAAAUGUAUUGAAUAUGGAGGGCAUUUUUAUUGGAUUGGUGCCCGGUACUCAACACAGUAUGGACAAUACACGUGGUACGACGGAACUACACUGGACUACACACGCUGGAAUCCAGGAGAACCAGAUACUAUCGGAUGCGUGGAUCUUUUACACUUGUAUAACUACAACUGGAAUGACCAUCCUGACUGUAACACUUACGGCGAAAGCAUCUGCGAAAGGGGGUUAUUUGAUUAAGAUAAUGGUACAAUUGGGAACAAGCUGAAUCAGAAUGGGAAUUGGAUGUGAAUCAUCGAGUAAACGUAUCCAUUAUCAACAAAAAGGAAACUAUAGACAAGUAGAUGGGACGUUCUAAGAUCAAAUGAGCCGCGUCACGACAAAACCAACAUAAUGGGUUUGCGGCAAGCAUAGAUCCAGACCAGCCUGCGAAUCCGCGCAGACUGAUCAGGAUCCAUGC